This is a messenger RNA of Hevea brasiliensis (rubber tree), 1986 nucleotides long. RefSeq names its product RING-H2 finger protein ATL46. The coding region runs from base 649 to 1815 and encodes 388 amino acids. The record is from RefSeq and is a predicted model, not a curated record. The transcript is spliced from 2 exons. Lineage: Eukaryota; Viridiplantae; Streptophyta; Magnoliopsida; Malpighiales; Euphorbiaceae.
AAACUACAGCUACUGCCACCGCUCUCUGUUCUGUUUCGCUUCCACCAGAAACUACAGGGAGAGAAAGAGUGGCUUUUUAGAGAGAGAAAGAGGUAAUACCCAUUUGGCAUUUCCAUAUUUCACUUUCCUCUUCUUUUGCUGCUAUUUAUGUGACUCAACUCUCGUGGGUUGAUUUAUCUGAUGCAAGAGUAUCAUCCAUUUUGAAGUGUUUGCUUAAAAUUUUCAUAUGUGGUGGAGUCCCUCUCUCUCUCUCUCUCAAGAAUCAGGUUAGGUAAGUAUUCAACUUCUGUUGUUAGCGUAUGGCAGCUUCUCUUGUGCUAUAUUAUUGCUUAAUCAAUGACUUGGCUUGGGUUUCAUUUGAUGCAUAUUAUACAAGGAAUUAAAAUUUUAAAAAUUUAAUAGAGAUGAAUGGAAUCUGUAGAACCAAACAAGUGCUUGCUACAACUAUCUCAUAGAAAAACCGUUAGCAUUCAAAAUUUGAGUGAAGGAAAGGAGAAAGGAAAUCUGGGUUUUGUUGGGUUUUUACAUCUGUGGAAGGAACGUUGCUUGUUUUCUGCAUUGUUGAUCUGAGAAUGAGUUGGAUUUGUGCCUGAUUUUUGAGCUAAAAGAGAAUAUACGGUUUCUGGGUGUUUCCAUAUUAUAUGUGGGAUGUCAGAGAGCAGAGAGAAUAGAUGGUUGAUGGAGCAUACCCAUUUGAAGAUGUCAUGGAUUCAGUAUCAAAUCAAGCAAAAAGAUGGUUAUUUGACAUAUCCGCCUCCUCUUUCUCCUUCUUCAAUGUCUCCAUAUACUACCGCUUUCCAUAAAGAAUCAACCCCUUCAUCUUCAUCCCCACCGUCUUCUGGUACAAGAAUUAGCCCUGCAGUUCUCUUCAUUAUAGUGAUUCUUGCAGUACUAUUUUUCAUCUCUGGUUUGUUGCACUUGCUUGUUAGAUUCCUUAUAAAACAUCCAUCUUCCUCGGCUUCCUCUCAAUCUAAUAGAUACCCUGAAAUCUCUGGCCCAGAUGCUCUUCAAAGACAACUACAGCAGCUUUUCCAUCUCCACGAUUCUGGUCUGGAUCAAGCUUUUAUAGAUGCUCUUCCUGUUUUUCAGUACCGAGAAAUUGUCGGUCUAAAAGAGCCAUUUGAUUGUGCUGUUUGUCUAUGCGAGUUCUCUGAGAAAGACAAGCUGAGAUUGCUUCCUAUGUGUAGCCAUGCUUUCCAUAUCAAUUGCAUAGAUACUUGGCUAUUAUCGAAUUCUACAUGCCCUCUUUGUAGAGGGACCCUUUUUACUCCUGGGUUUUCCAUUGAAAACCCAAUGUUUGAUUUUGAUGAUCUAAGAGAAGAUGAUGGAUGUCCUGGUAAUGUAGAAAAUGGGUUCUCUUCUAGUCAAAAAAUUGUGGAAAUUGAAGAACCUGUUGUUGAAAAGGGGAUUUUACCAGUGAGACUUGGUAAAUUCAGGAGGCUGAAUGAUGGAACAGGGGAGGAGGCAGGAGGAGAGACUAGCAGCAGUAAUUUAGAUGCAAGAAGAUGUUUUUCAAUGGGUUCGUACCAGUAUGUGCUUGGUGAGUCGGACCUGAGGGUUCCCUUGUGCACUGACCGGCAUGGAUGCGAAGUUAAGCUUGAGAAAAGGGCUGACCAGAAUGGAAGCCUUUCAGUUGAUGGGGAUUUGGAGGGAAAGAAGAUUAGUAGUGUAACCAAACGCGAGAGCUUCUCUGUAUCUAAGAUUUGGCUUUGGUCUAAAAAGGGCAGGUUUUCGAGCUCCUCAGAUGCUCAGAUGGGUAUGCCUUCUUCCCUUAACAUGGAUUUGUCAUGGAUGGGUAAAACACAAGAACAUUAAAAGAUGUGAUUAAUCUACGCUCGGAUCAAGGAGAUAUUCAACUAAAGCCCUUCUAACAGUGGUGAAUAUUCAAAUUUCUGACUUUGAUUGUAAAACUGGCUUGGGAUAUAAUUUAUUUUGUUGAUACAACCAUUUAUGAUAAAGUAAAUUUUUUUUUUUAUUGAUUUCCAA